Parnassius apollo (apollo) is the source of this 1026-nucleotide messenger RNA. NCBI's taxonomy places the organism in Eukaryota, Metazoa, Arthropoda, Insecta, Lepidoptera, Papilionidae. The record is from the annotation of a GenBank genome assembly.
AUGUACUAUCCCGUGAGUCCGAAACCUACACUGAGAGGGAAUUACGUCUCACAGCUGACCGCGAACGGCAUACAUUAUCUCGCGAGUUCGAAACCUACACUGAGAGAGAAUUACGUCUCACAGCUGACCGCGAACGGCAUACAUUAUCUCGCGAGUCCGAAACCUACACUGAGAGGGAAUUACGUCUCACAGCUGACCACGAACGGCAUACAUUAUCUCGGGAGUCCGAAACCUACACUGAGAGGGAAUUACGUCUCACAGCUGACCGCGAACGGCAUACAUUAUCUCGCGAGUCCGAAAGCUACACUGAGAGGGAAUUACGUCUCACAGCUGACCGCGAACGGCAUACAUUAUCUCGCGAGUCCGAAACCUACACUGAGAGGGAAUUACGUCUCACAGCUGACCGCGAACGGCAUACAUUAUCUCGCGAGUCCGAAACCUACACUGAGAGAGAAUUACGUCUCACAGCUGACCGCGAACGGCAUGUACUAUCCCGCGAGUCCGAAACCUACACUGAGAGGGAAUUACGUCUCACAGCUGACCGCGAACGGCAUGUACUUAUCCCGUGAGUCCGAAACCUACACUGAUAGGGAAUUACGUCUCACAGCUGACCGCGAACGGCAUACAUUAUCUCGCGAGUCCGAAACCUACAGUGAGAGGGCAUUACGUCUCACAGCUGACCCCGAACGGCAUACAUUAUCUCGCGAGUCCAAAACCUACACUGAGAGGGAAUUACGUCUCACAGCUGACCGCGAACGGCAUACAUUAUCUCGCGAGUCCGAAACCUACACUGAGAGGGAAUUACGUCUCACAGCUGGUCGCGAACGUCAUAUUUUAUCUCGUGAAUCUGAAACUUUUACUCAAUGUGUAGACCAUUUGACAAAUGAUAGGGUGCACCAUAAUAUUAUUCGAUCUCUUGAAGAUGAACAUGAGCAUGAACAACGACUAGAGUCGGGACGCGAAUAUUACAAUUCUUUGAGACAAGAACGAUUAAUAAGUUUGUCUAAUGAAAGUUUAAGAAUUUAA